CCAUGCAGUAGUAGUGUAUAAUCAGUGAUUCUAUGGCCAGUAAUGAAACUGCAUGGAAGGCAUUUUAUUAGUGUAGUAAUGACAAUUGUGCUGUGAGGUUCCUUUUACGCCGCUUAUUGACGUCAUGUUAAUGGUAGACGAAAGGGAAAUAAAACAAUCUUCUACCACGAUAAUAGUUUCAACCUCUUGCGAUUUUCAUUUACAUAAAUAAAUUUCUUUGUCGGUCGUUCUUGGUUCUCACUUCUCACAUAUGCAUCCUGCCAACAUUUGUCACUUCUGCUUGUGUGCUGUGUGAAACGUGGUAUCAAUACCGAUGUGGGCUAUGCUGAUGUUCAUAGGUGCUAUUUGAAUAAUGGACAAUCGGAAGUAGUGAGCGAAUGUACAUAUUAGUGAACGGCCGCGAAUCCCCUCAAGGAACUCAUCAUGUUGAGCUUACAAAAUGGGCCAUUUGUUAGUGCAGCAACUGGCUACAUUCCUGAGAUGGAACAGAUCAUCAGUCAAUUAGAAAGAAGCACAUUGGUAACAAAAUUUUCAUGGCGAAAAAAAGUGGAGAGCAAGUCCAUGAGUAUUCGGAGGGAGACCAAUCAAGUGGUAUGGUGUAGACCCUCCAGUGGAACGAAGCCUGUAUAUGAUGGAGCUGUUGAUAUAAGAGAAAUAAAAGAAGUUAGAUUUGGUAAACAGUCAAAAGAUUUUGAGAAAUGGCCGGAAGAAGCCAAAAAGAUGGAACAUUUACGAUGUUUUGUUGUAUAUUAUGGAUCUGAGUUUAAAUUAAGGGCACUUAGUAUUGCUGCUUUGUCUGAAAAAGAAUGUGAACUAUGGACAAAAGGCCUACGUUAUUUAAUGCAGGAUUCCCGUAGGCAGUCGUAUCCUACGCAAGUGCAAAUAAAAUUACGCACCGAGUUCUACGCAAUGGAAAACCCACGGGAAUCUGUCUCGCUCAAAGAGAUUAAAUCAUUUUUUCCGCGACUCAAUUGCAAGAUACCGACCAGUAAGCUGCGCGAGUAUUUUAACGAAGUGGAUACACGUAAACGAAAUGAGAUCGGCUUUGACGACUUUUCCACACUUUACCACAAAUUAAUGUAUAACGAAAAAGUGAGUACUCAAAGCAUAUCAGCAAUCCAAGACUUGCAAUUAACUCUUAUGCAUUUUCAGGUAUUACCCGAUAUUGCGUUUAGCGUAAAUACUGCUAACCAAGUGACGUUGAAAGAAUUUCAGACGUUCUUGCUCGUCGAACAGAAAGAAAGCAGCGCCAAUGAUCCUCAACGAGUUUCUGCACUUAUCCGUGAUUUUCUCAAGGAUCCCCAACGUGACUGCGCUGAACCAUACUUUCUGGUCACAGAAUUUGUUGAUUUUUUAUUUUCAAAGCAGAACGACCUGUGGGAUACAAAAAAAGACACGGUCUAUCAAGAUAUGACCAAACCAAUGUCGCAUUAUUGGAUCGCCUCAUCGCAUAAUACGUAUUUAACAGGCGAUCAAUUCUCGAGCGAGUCCAGCGUCGAGGCGUAUGUACGGUGUUUACGAAUGGGAUGUCGUUGUAUUGAACUAGACUGCUGGGAUGGGCCUGACGGCAUGCCAUUCAUCUAUCACGGCCACACGUUGACGACACGUAUUAAGUUUAUGGACGUAAUACGUACAAUAAAGGAACAUGCUUUCGUUACAUCGGAAUAUCCCGUUAUUCUGUCAAUUGAGGACAACUGCUCGUUGCCACAACAGCGUAAAAUGGCCACCGCAAUGCAGGAAGUCUUUGGCGACAUGCUUCUUAUACAUCCGGUGGAAAAAAACGAGAAACAACUUCCAUCACCACACCAGCUUCGGCGGCGUAUUAUUCUUAAGCACAAAAAACUGCCAGAGGGGCAGGAGGAGGCUACUCUAGUCACGAACGAAGUGAACGACUUAGAUUUGAGAAAUUCUGUCAAAAACGGUAUCAUGUAUCUGGAAGAUCCCGUUGAUAAAGAAUGGAAUCCGCAUUUUUUUGUUCUUACACCAAGUAAACUCUUCUAUAUCGAUAAGUACAAACAGGACGCCGAAAAUGAACGUUCAGAGGAUGAAGAUGAGGGACCUGUGUUACAUUAUAAAAAGAACGAUAUUCCAAAUGAGGAACUACACUUUGCAGAGAAAUGGUUCCAUGGCAGAUUACCAAACGGUCGUGAUGAAGCCGAACAACUGCUCAAAACGUAUUCGAAUCUAGGCGAUGGAACGUUCCUAGUGCGUGCGAGUGUCACCUUUGUUGGUGAAUACUGCCUAUCCUUCUGGCGUAAUGGCCUAGUAAACCACUGCCGCAUUCGCUCCAAACAGGACAAACAGCAGACUAAGUACUAUCUCACCGACUCGAAGUUCUUUGACAGCUUAUACAGCCUGAUCACGCACUAUCGGUCUCAUCCGCUGGUUACGCACGAAUUUUCAAUCACUCUCAGCGAGCCAGUGCCACAACCGAAGAAACACGAAGGCAAGGAUUGGUAUCAUCAGCACACAACGCGCCUACAGGCCGAAGAAGCGCUCAAGUGCGAGCGGAACGAAGGUGCCUUCCUAGUCAGACAGAGCGAGAACGAUGCCAACUCGUACACGAUCAGUUUCCGCGCCGACAAGAAAAUUAAGCACUGUCGCAUUAAACGCGAGGGGCGGCUGUAUACGAUAGGUAGCGUGGAGUUUGAAAGUUUGGUAGAGUUGAUCAACUAUUAUGAACACAAUCCGCUCUACAGGAAGGUGAAAUUGAUGUAUGCAAUCAACGAGGAUGCCAUUAGAAGGAUGGGAAUGCAUGAAGAAUCUAGUCCAUACAACGCUACACCUUCGUAUAUGGAUCCAAGUUCUUUUUCGAAUCCAAAGAUAACUGUAAAAGCAAAGUUUGAUUACAAAGCGCAACAAUCCGAUGAGCUAUCAUUUUGCAAACAUUCGAUCAUCACCAAUGUUGUUAAACCUGAAGGAUCUGACGGUUGGUGGCGAGGUGAUUACGGCGGUAAGAAACAGCAUUACUUUCCUGCAAUUUAUGUCGUUGAGAUUCAACGCAUUGAUCCUGACGACGCAGGGGAUGAGAGCACUAGUGAAUCAGUUCCACAAGGCCAAUUAGAUGUAAAUGGUGCGGUUGUUGAAAUCAUCCACCACUCGGAGCGACAAAGCCUAGAAUGGACAUUAAAAAUAAGCACUAUAACGUCCUGUUCGCCACUUGAGGUCGCCGUUCAAUCGAAGGAUGAGGCUCUUGAGUGGUUGUCGACAAUCCGUGAUUCCGCAGCUAAAGCGUGCGUGCUGGAGUCACAGGCACGCGAAAUGGAACGGGCUUUUCGCAUCGCCAAAGAGAUGUCUGACUUGAUUAUUUAUUGUCGGUCUAUCACUUUCAAUUUGGAUCGAGCGAAACAUCAGUUCCUUUUCUACGAAAUGUCUUCCUUUCCCGAGAAUAAAGCGGAGAAGUUGAUCUGUCAGCAAGAGAACAAGUUCUUCCUGAGGUAUCAUCAGGUGCAAUUUUCGCGGGUCUAUCCUAAAGGGCAACGUAUUGAUUCAUCGAACUACAAUCCAAUUAAUAUUUGGAACUCCGGCUCACAGAUGGUUGCAUUGAAUUAUCAGACCGGUGACAAGCCGAUGCAGUUGAAUCAAGCCAAAUUUCGCGACAAUGGCAGGGCUGGGUACUUGUUAAAACCAGCGUUUAUGUUCCGCGAUGAUUUUGAUCCAUACGAUAAAAAUACAUUGGUGGGUGUUGAUCCACUGACGAUUUCAAUACGAAUAAUUGCGGCGCGUCAUCUGCAGCGGUUAAAAAAAGGAACUGCCAGUCCUUUUGUUGAGAUUGAAAUUUACGGCGCUGACUUUGAUGCGGGGCAAAAACUAUGUACCAAAACAAUUGCCGAUAAUGGAUUUAACCCACGGUGGAAUGAAAUCUGCGAGUUUGAUGUGGCGAAUCCCUCUUUUGCAUUAUUAAGGUUUACCGUUCAAGACGAGGACGUUUUCGGCGAUCCGAAUUUUAUAGGGCAGGCUACUUAUCCAGUGACAUGUCUGCGUACGGGCUAUAGAAGCGUUUGGUUGAAAAACAACUAUAGCGAAGAUUUAGAAUUGGCAUCACUCUUGAUUCAUAUCAGUAUAAAAAAUCAAUUGGAGAAUUUUAAUCACAUCGUCAACUGACAAUAACCGAGAUGUUUUGGAUUUCCAAUUCCGUACAGUUCCUAAGCUUUUAAAGUGAGCAUUACGUAAAGCUGCAUGUUUAACUUCAAAUAACAUGUGAUACAUAUAAUAUUUUUUAUAACCCGUUGUCGGAAAACACUACGUCAAAUUAAAUGCAUAGUUUCCUUAUCUAUGAAAAAAAUGAAAUUAGAAAGUGAAUCUGAUAUCGAUUUAAAUAACAUAUCAUUCGUCUGCAUGCACCAUUUUAAGCACAAUCAACUAGUCUGUAGGUAGUGCAAAUUUGAAAACGGAAUAUUUUUAUACAUUCUUUCAAGCUGAAUAUGUUUGAGAUAAUAUUUUUGAAAGUUGUCUAAUGUUAAUCUUUCGCAAUAAGUGCAGAAUUUGUGAGGUAAAUAAAUACCAUUGCAGUGGUUAGGAAUUGUUUAUUACAUAUUGUUAUAUGUGAAGUCGAAGAUUUAAUAGUUUUUAUCAUAUAAGAAAAUUGAGAAUUACGAAGACAUAAUAAAUAUAUAAACACUAAA
Molecule: messenger RNA, 4625 nt
Organism: Dalotia coriaria
Lineage: Eukaryota; Metazoa; Arthropoda; Insecta; Coleoptera; Staphylinidae
Gene: sl
Product: small wing phospholipase C gamma 1
Exons: 8
Coding region: 424-4104 (1226 amino acids)
Biological process (GO): phospholipid catabolic process; release of sequestered calcium ion into cytosol; positive regulation of epithelial cell migration
Molecular function (GO): calcium ion binding; protein binding; phosphatidylinositol-4,5-bisphosphate phospholipase C activity
Source: RefSeq, a predicted model, not a curated record